CCAGAAUCAAAUUUGCUGACUCGUUCACAGGUCGCGUAAUGUUGGCGACUCAGACACAACCGAUGCUGCAUCAUCACGCGUUCAUGCAUGGGCAUGUACAAUCACCAGGUCCGAUUGACAGCCCCUCUCGGCUCCAUGACAUCAGCGUCGAAAUGAGUCUGUCGAUCGCAGCGUCAAAGGGGUUCCCCAUCCCCAUGCAAAUGGAAGCGUGUAAGCGCGGGUGGGUUGCGCCAUUUCUGCUCCACCUGCAUCAAAUGUUGCGACGCGAAUCGCCCCAGAUCGUUCGAUGGACGCCCGACGGCAAGGCGUUCGAGAUCAUAGACAAGGCUACGAUGACCGAGAAGAUUCUACCCAAGUACUUUCGCAACAAGAACUUCGCCAGCUUUCAACGCCAACUCAACUACUUUGGCUUCCGGAAGUGGUCCAAGUCCCGCGCCAUGCACUCUACGUACAGUCGCGACCACUUUACACGCGACAACUUCGACGAGCUUGUCUUUGUCAAGCGUCAGAGCAAGCGAAAGGGCGGGAACGACUCGAGCGACAAGAGCGACAUCGACAUGGACGAGAGCGUCACUGACGUCGGGGCUCUGACCUCGUCGCCGACGAAGUCCCCUGUUGUAUCGUCGCCUCUGUUGAUGUCGUCUCUCCUAAGUCCCGAAGUCGACGCAACCCAUAGCCAUCCUGCCCAAGCGCUUGUGGACAUGCAUCAAGGGUUCAGUGCCGCGGCCAGCGAGAUGCCAACCCCUUCGAUGGCCAACUCCGCGCUAUCCAUCAAUGCGCGAUUCAGCCUUCCUGCACUGUCGGAACUGCGUCAAAUCUCACCCAAUGGCAGAAUGCGCCUGCCAUCGCUGUAUCAGAUCGUGCCGUCUAUGCAAGGGUCGUGUAUGUGGCCGGUGGAUGGAGCUCGUGGAGCUACGGAGGAAUCCAACUCACCAACGUCUACCCAGAACAGCGCACAGUCUACGACGAAGAUCGAGUACAACGUCAAGGAACUGAUGGGGUUGAGUGCAGCACGCUUCAUCCGUGGCCUCUACGACAUGAUCUCGUCGGACGAAGGCGACUGCAUUCGAUGGAGUGACGACGGCGCGUCCUUCGUCGUGACCAACUCGUCCAAACUGGCGUGGAAGUCCCUGCCCAAGUACUUCAAGCACAACAAGUUUCGCAGCUUCCAGCAGCAACUGAACAUGUACGGCUUCCACAAGUGGUCCAAGGCCCGCGCGUCGGCGUGCACGUACAGCCAUCCGUUGUUUCGCCGCGGAUGCUUCACCGACUUGUGCCGCAUCGCGCGCAAGACCAGUCUGGCGUAGGCCAUUGCCUGCCCUGUCUACGUUGUCGUCUAGCUAUUUAUGCCCCCCCACCUUCGUAAGAAGUGUGUAUAACUUAUUCAUCCAUACAUGAACCUGUGGAGUCGAUCGGUGCAGCGCGUGGCAAAUGUGAGGCCAGAGGGUUGGGACCGACCACUCAAAUGUUAUCAUUUAUCCACACAUUUCAUUUAAUUCAGUCAAUAGAAAUCAUAAGAUA
Messenger RNA from Aphanomyces astaci, 1521 nucleotides. RefSeq lists its product as hypothetical. The transcript has a single exon. Bases 39 to 1307 code for a protein of 422 amino acids. Gene Ontology annotation, biological process: regulation of DNA-templated transcription. NCBI's taxonomy places the organism in Eukaryota, Oomycota, Saprolegniomycetes, Saprolegniales, Verrucalvaceae. Gene Ontology annotation, molecular function: DNA-binding transcription factor activity; sequence-specific DNA binding. The record is from RefSeq and is a predicted model, not a curated record.